Messenger RNA from Pecten maximus, 4558 nucleotides. RefSeq lists its product as uncharacterized. The transcript has a single exon. The coding region runs from base 788 to 1753 and encodes 321 amino acids. The record is from RefSeq and is a predicted model, not a curated record. NCBI's taxonomy places the organism in Eukaryota, Metazoa, Mollusca, Bivalvia, Pectinida, Pectinidae.
GGGGUAUUUUGACCCAUACCUACAAACUUACACUGUCAAAGUCGCGGUACUAGAGCUUCCAUGAAAAUGCAUGAUCUUUAUUUUUUUGGAAAAAUUACAUGUAACAGGAUUUGUACAUAUACCUGUACCCCAUAUCUAGUGAGUAGUGUGGCUAUUCAUCUUAAGGAAAUGCAUGUUGGGUGAACUUGUGAAACUGAAAAUAGUCGAUAAUCUGUACGGAAAUUUUACAACGGAUUCAUAAUUGUGUAUAUCAGUUCACCUGACUCCCGGUGACAUGUGAUUUGGCCAUGGGCGUCUAACCAAUAUAAGCGAAUUCACAGGUAACUAACCACACAGACCAAGGUGAUCCCUACGUAGGCGAUCUACGUGUGCUGAGUAACAUAUGGGGUUAUAGGUUUGGGACUACAAUAAGUACACACGAAUAUUGAAUUAGUGUGUAAUAUCAUGUUCUGACCGGAGAGCAAACAACAUUGAUUAACAUCGACUGGACAGACGGUUUGCCAAUAGAGUGAAGUGAUAUUGUCCUACUGUCGACACCGAGCGGUAAUAAAUACAUUUUUACAUGUAUGCACCGUAUGUAUUUCAGUUUGUCUAGAUAUCGUAUGUACAUAUAUAGCCAGUGCGAUUUAUAUUUAUCACAACGUAGCUUGUAAAGGCAACCACUCAACUAUAGCAUAAUCGACGGGAGUCUAUCGUAUAAGCCAUGUAGUUCGUAAUACAUGGGCCAUUUUGAUUAUUGGGACGUUCAGAAUGGAGCCUCGGCGGUUUAUUAGUGAAAUCCUGUGACAUGGCAAGGGAGGAUGGGACCCUUCAGUUGUAUGACGUCAGUGUUGGGGGAAAGCCGAUGGACUAUUCCCCCGCACACAUGCAUAGCCAAGAGGAGUAUGAAAAGUCUCGAGAAAUCACGCAAUUCCCGGACACGUUCCCGUGCGGGCACGUGCUUUGUCACCAAUGCGUGCGCCGGUACGUUGCGCGAUAUCCUCUGUCGGCAUGGUGCUGCCCUCUGUGUGAUCGGGAAUUAUUCCACAACAACAAUCAGGGGGAGACAACCGUUGUACCGGAUACGGAAAAUGAAGAAGAAGCUCUUCUUGUGAAUUUGGAUGAAAUAGUGAAAAAAUUCAACGGUAUAAAUCAUUCCAUUCGUCGGAUAAGGACAGAGGAAGUUCAAACUCGAAGCGUCGGGGUCACGUACAGCGCAUGUCCGUGUGACAUGUGUGGCCACGAUCAUGGUAAACUCAGCGUUAUACAGGAAUACAGUGAUCUCAGAGUCGAACACAAUCGACCAUCAAUAUCCGAUAGACGCUUUUGUCGCCUUGCGAACAGUACAGUCGUGACAACUUUCCACAGCAAGAUCAACUCCGCAUGCGUGUGCGUGCCAUGCACGUUCCGCGAAAUCCAAGACCAUCCCGAUCAGUAUUACGCCCUCACGGAGUGGUCGAACCACAAUGAGGAGAACACAAAUGAUUCAAAUUAUGCCCUUGCGGAAGUGGGCAAGUUACUAACUCGGCGCAUCACGCCCGUAAAGGCCCUCCAGGGCAAAAACAUGAUUGAAAUCGAACACAAUAUCCGUAUCAGCGAGAGAGGCGAUUUAUUCGACUUCCGGGACACUUCGGAACAGAUUAAACGAACGAUUGGAUCACAGGAGAAAAACUUGGUGAAGAUUGCCCGGAAACGGAUAGAGGACACUGGUCAUUUGUAUCACGUCCAGGAAAGUAAUACUGUAGAUUACAGUGCCGGGGAAACGGUCGUGUAAGGGUCGCCCUUACCGGGAUGAGUCCGAGGGAAAGUAUGUGGUGAGAGAGCUUUUCUUAUACUAUAACGAGGUUGAUGAAAUGUGGCGAAACCAGAAUGGAUUACUGCUGAUUCCGACAAAGUUACUUUGAAUUUCCACAGGAUAUGUUUUUUUGUGGUUCUGAUGCAUUAUGGGAUUUACGUUUUUGUUUUUUUUCAUUGUCCGUUUAUUGUUUCUUUGUGUCUACAACGUUUUACAAGUGUUUUUCUUUAAUUCUGCAGACUCAUGCAAAACAUUUGCAUAACAUCUCCUUGCACAUAGUUUAUGACUGAAAAGUCAUGAUCAGCGAAACUAAAAUCGGUCUGUCACCGGACAAAGAAAGUUCCGGAAAAUUGUUAACGUGAAAGUCCAGUGAUUGCAGUGUUAUAUAAUGUAUGAAUCUCGAAUAAAAUGUUGUUUGAAUUUACAAUUCACAAACACAAAUGAAUGUUUCUACAGAAAAGGUGCUAAAUACACACUUGCCGAUAUGACGCAGGUUCGUGAACUGAUUCGUUUUGGAUUAUUUAUUACUUGUGUACAGUAACACGGUUCGGUUAAUGGAUUAAACAGUGGUGCUAUGACAUACAUGUAAAUUUGACGUUUGGUGGCAUGAAGGUUGGUAUACUUGAUACCUACAGAUUGUACAUUCAUCUUAAAUUACACUAAGAUUUAUCGCUUUUUAUCCCUCUUUUUUUUUUGCAAUUGCUCACUAGAUGUUACAAGUCACGCGAUAUGAGUAAAAAUUCCCUUAAUCCGGACAAAAUUCAGUCUAUUGAAUGAAUUCCGGAAUAGCGAAAUUUUACUAAUAUUUUUUAUAAAAACAUAAGUUUUAAGAUAUGUCUUUUUUUCUUCAAUGUAAACUUUCAGUAUUCUAUUUUUCGGAUGAAGGAUUUUCGGAUAAAUGAAAUUCACAGUAAACACUUCAAUUCGAUAAAAGGAUAUCUCUGUUGAAAUCAAAAUACACUGUAGUUGAAUUGCGUAGACGGCUGUUAUAAGCUAAAUCAAUACUUGGCUAUUUCCAUGUCGAUGUGAGUAAUUUCGUUUUAUCCUCAACCGAAUAAAAACCAAAUUUUUUAUUUAUUUAUUUAUUUUUUUUCAGUGAAAUUCAAUAAAGUUCAUUAGCUGAAACUCAAUAUAUGGAUCCGAAGUCAGUUAGUAGUAAGGCCCAUUGGUACUUUUAAAAAAAUGUUUUAGAUUAACUAAGAAUUUGAGAUUAUUCUUACGUUAAUAUCCAUGUUAUGAAAUACCGUCAGCCUAUUUUUUAUGCAAUCUGAAAAUCUAGGGUCUUUAAUAUAUUUUUUUUCUCCUUUAGAUGUCUCACUGAUUAUAACGCCGAGCUUAGUAUUUAUGAAUCGUUGAUCCGAUAAAAUACAAUAUGCAUUGUUUUGUUGUGUAAUAUAUGUCACCCGAUUGUGUCAAGUCCCGACAAGGUAACGAGACAUAAGUUACCAUUGUGUUGUUUGACUGACGGGUAUGUUAUGGAAAACACUCUUAUGGGUUUGUUUAUGUACGGAAGCCGCGAGGAGACAGCGGUGUAACGGCAUUCCCUAAAUCAGGAAGGAUUGUAGUGAAUACUAAACGUUUUGUAUGUUAUUACUGAAGACUAGAUUGAAUAUUUCAAAACUGAUACCAUGAUUAAGGGAUUGUGUCUUGAAAUCCAUGCUACAAUGUAUCUUAGUCACAGGUAUUGGUCAUAGAAUAGAUGUUCUCAAAAGGAACAAUAACAAUUGUUUAUUCUCAUAAACAGUACAAUACAGUACAAACAAAUGGAUAACAAUAAUACAUGGUAAAAACAGGAGGGACUCCGGAUGGGCUACCAGUAUUCGAUCGUUAAUAACUUUUUGCUCUUUUCAAUACGUAUUUUUUCUCUUUUUAUUCAUUCAUUUAUUUAAUAUUCAUUUCAGUUCUCUGAUUUCAUUCCUCAACAAAUAUACAUAAAUGUCUACCCUUCUCAAAAUGUAGGCUUUUCAUUCCUAAUAUAGACAAUAUCACAUAAUUUCCCCCCUCUACAUGUUGAGAAAUCAAGGAGGGACGUCAUUUUGAAAUAAAAGGUAAAAAAAAAUUUUUUUAUAUUUUUAUAACGGUGUUUAUUACAAUUAAUAAACACCUUUUUACCAUAAUUACCUUUUUACCAGUAAAAUAUCGAAAAUUAUCCAUUCUGUAAAGAAAAAUAACACUUUUUUUUCUGGUAUUUUCACUUGUGAAAAAUAUCACUUUUUUCUGAUUGGACCAAUCAAAACCCCGCUUACAAAUGACAAUGGGGGAACGAACUUAAACGCUGACCCAGUAGAUUUUGCUAUGAAAAUAUAAUAAACAGAAUAUCUAACCGUAUCUUCAGUUAUACCAAAUAUAUUUCACGAAUGGGGCUAAUAUUUUGAUAUUUUCCUCUUGUGUAAGGCCUUAUGAGAUAUCUUCUAUAUAUUUCAAAAUGAUCGAAUACAUACUGCACAUCAAAUAUGCUGUGACCUUUACCUGUGACUUGGAUACGUCUUUUUAUUUCAACUUACGAAUGUAGUCAAAUAACAUUACCUUAGCUUGUUUGCUUGCACUUUGUCAAAUUUGCAUACACAAAUAUAAGUUUGUUCUUUUUUACGAAUUGCCAUUGCUAGAUACGCAUCCCUCGGUUUUGUUUGUGGAGCAUAAUAGUCGAGAAGUUGAGAUAUUUUAAAUGAAUUGAUGUGACUGAGUUUCUUUAAAAUGAUCAAGCUUUUUGUUACUUGUCUCUGUGAUUUGCAAUGAUCUAUUGCCUAACUAAUUUAUGCAAUAAACACCUUUUUACAAUCUAAA